AUGAUGCGGCGGUGGUUGGUGGGAGUCUUGCUGGCACUUCUCGCUGCUAGAGCAACGAGUUGGCCGUAUGAUCCGCAGUUUGAGGGAUAUAACCUCAACGAAAAUAAAUCCGCCACAAGCCCCGCAGACUAUUACGGAGAAUGGUCGGGACAUCAAUACCACCCGUCGCCGGAGAACUGGCGCUUUCCAUUCUACAGCUUGUUCCUAGAUCGAUUUGUGAAUGGCGACCCGACAAAUGACAACAUUAAUGGCACAUCAUACGAACAUGAUUUGAACUCGAAUCAGAUGCGUCACGGGGGAGAUGUAGCUGGUCUGAUGGAUACGUUAGAUUAUCUCCAGGGCAUGGGAAUAAAGAAGCUCAUGAAGGGCAUCUAUCUCGCCGGAACGAUUUUAAUUAAUCAGCCCUGGGGCGCAGAUGGUUACUCCGCACUUGAUACUACUCUUCUUGAUCAGCAUUUUGGCACUAUUGAAUCAUUUAGAAUGACUAUCACAGAAAUUCAUAGGCGCGGCAUGUAUGUUAUCAUGGAUAACACAUUGGCGACCUUGGGCGACCUUAUCGGCUUCAAAGGGCAUUUGAAUGGUACAACACCGUUUGACACCAACGAGCAUCAGGUGGUAUGGAAGUCAAGCCGUCGUUACGCGGAUUUCCGUAUCGGCAACGAAUACAAUGAGACCUGUGAUUAUCCAAGGUUUUAUUGGGAAAAUGGUUACCCUGUCGGCACUGAUGUUACCGACCAACUGAUUGGCUGCUAUGAUAGCGACUUUGAUCAAUACGGUGACAUCGAAGCUUUUGGAGUCUACCCGGAUUGGCAACGUCAGCUCUCAAAAUUCGCUUCAGUGCAAGACCGUCUCCGUGAAUGGAUCCCUUCUGUCAGGGAACGACUCAUGAGACACUCGUGUAUUCUGAUGCGACAGCUUGAUAUUGAUGGGUUCCGCUAUGAUAAAGCCCUGCAGGCUACAGUCGACGCACUUGGGGAUAUGAGCGAGCACUAUCGUGAAUGUGCCAGGAGCCUGGGGAAACACAACUUCUUUCUUCCUGGCGAAAUCACGGGCGGAAAUACUCUUGGGGCUAUAUAUAUCGGGCGAGGACGUCAACCGAACAUGCUGCCAGAUUCAUUGGAGGCCGCAGUAAAGAUGACGCACAGGUCGAACGAAAAUUAUUUCAUCCGCGAGCAGGGUAAAUCUGCGCUGGAUGCUGGUGCAUUCCACUAUUCGGUCUAUCGUUCUUUGACCCGGUUCCUCGGUAUGGACGGUAACCUUGCCGCGGGGUUUGACACCCCCGUUAACUGGGUAGAUGCUUGGAAUGAAAUGAUCCUCACAAAUGACUUCGUUAAUUCCCAAGGGCACUUUGAUCCGCGCCAUAUGUUCGGGGCAACGAAUCAGGAUGUUUUCCGCUGGCCUACAAUUAGGGAAGGGACGCAGAGAAUGUUAUUAGCAUUCUAUAUUACCACACUUCACCUACCUGGCAUCCCAUUACUGCUUUGGGGUGAAGAACAAGCGUUCUACGUUUUGGACAAUACCGCUCAGAACUAUAUCUUCGGUCGGCAGGCCAUGUCUCCAGCAACAGCUUGGCAAACUCAUGGUUGCUACAAGCUUGGCUCUCAGCAAUACUAUCAAUGGCCCAUUGAAUCUGGUAAAUAUGGGUGCCAUGACGAGACGGUUAGUUAUGACCACCGAGAUCCAUCUCACCCAGUACGCAAUAUUUUGAAAACAAUGUAUCAAAUGAGGGAGAACUACCGGACGUUGAAUGAUGGAUUUUUCAUUCAGCAACUUUCAAACCAAACGUGGCAAAUUUUUCUUCCCGGCUCAAAUAAUACACCGACAGAGACUGGAAUGUGGUCCGUCCACCGUGGUCGUUUUGAGACUGCCCAAGAUUUUGGCGAAGAAUCAAAUCUCCCGGUUUGGCUUGUUUACCAAAACUACAACAAAACCCACAAGUACGAAUUCGACUGCUCGGACGAAAAAAAAGCCCUAAUAUCUAACUUUGAUAGCGGCACUACUGUCAAAAAUUUGUUCUUCCCAUUUGAUGAACUUACUCUGAAAAGAGGCCCCAAGAAGCUGGGGAUUGAGCAAUCUCGGGAAUUCAAUGGGUGCCUUGAUAGCCUCGAAUUGAAACCGUGGGAUUUCAGAGCCUACGUUCCCAGGGAGAGAUUCAUUCGGCCGCGUCCUAUGGUCACAAAGUUCUCUCCCGGACACGAUGCGCGCCUGCUAUCGACAGUUUCUCCCGAUAAAGAUGAAAGAGUUCCCAUUGAGCUUUAUUACUCCGAAGCGAUGGAUUGUAAUAGCGUGACCGCGAGCAUUACACUCAAUUCAACCACGGAUAAUGGUAAAAUACCAUCCAUUGACUAUAGUACUGUCCAGUGUCAAAGCCUCAACCCCCAACCAACGAAAUACAUUGGUGAACUCCCGAAUUUCUGGCGAUGGUCUGCCACUCUCGUUGGUGUUUACAAUGGAGUACAUCAGUUAUCAAUCAAGGACGCCCUCAGCGCUGACCGCCGCACCAACACGUCUUCGACGGAUCAUUUCCUUUUCCGCAUUGGGCAAUCAGACAACCCUAUGGUUUUCACUCGAGCGGCAAAUUACUCAUCGAGUUUUCUACAUAGGGACAAAAAGGGUAGCCUAUACGUGUCUCAUCACGCCGCUGGGGCGGACCUUUACAGGUAUUCCUUAAAUUGGGGUUCAUCGUUUUCGGAUUGGUUACCUUACACGGGUGGCAACACUACUCUCGAACGCCAGCCCUGGUCAGGCACGAAAUUGCAAAGGUGGAAAGGCGAACAUGUUAUUGUUGAAUAUUGGAAUCGUAUGACAGGAAGUAGUUCCCAUGUCCAACAUGGUGACCUUGAUUGGCCUCACAACAAACCACGAAGAUUCCCUCAUCUUUAUUGGAACGGUCCUUAUAACCAAUAUGGCUAUGAUGCUGGACUCAGAAAUCAUAUGGUGCAGGAUGACAAGGGAAUAUGGCGAUUCAGAUUCAUGACGGAGUGGCCAGCGUUAGCUCAAGUCAAUGUUUGGGGAAUUAACCCAGAUGGCAAACCAGAUCAAACAUUCGUAUUCGGUGACAUAGAUGGCGAUUCUGUGUUGGAUCGCUUGCCGCCGUCUUCCCUUUCGAAUAUCGUCAUAAAUAUUACGAAUCCCCCGCCACACCCCUAUCUUUCUUGGCUGUUUUUAUUGAAUGACGGAACACUUCAUUUCGAAUUGUACCCAAUCGGUAACCAAUACCACCAGUUGGCCUUGUAUAUCCUCCUCUGGGUUAUACCUAUUCUGACUGCUGCGAUUGGUAUCUAUGUAUUCAAGAAAUCCUUUUAUCAAGUGAAAUUUAACCAGGUCGGAAUUAGUGAUAAAAGAGGCUUCAUUCCUCUCGCUAUCAGACGGAAGUUUAAUAAGCGAGUUCUUGAAGAAUCCCACUCUAUGAAUCCGCUGGUUAAGCUGGCGAAUAAGUCUCGAUUUUUACAGUCGACUUCUGCGCUAGUUGCAGAUUCGGGCAGCAGACGUACCACUCUAAUAGCCACCCUGGAAUAUCACAUUCAAGAUUGGGGCAUCAAAAUCAAGAUUGGAGGUUUGGGUGUGAUGGCUCAACUAAUGGGAGAGCAUCUUGGACACCAGAACCUGAUCUGGGUCAUCCCCUGUGUGAGCGGAAUUGAUUAUCCGAUUGACCAAGUUGCUGAGCCCAUGACGGUGACUGUGCUUGGGAAUCCAUACGAGGUUAAGGUUCAGUAUCAUGUUGUUAGGAAUAUCACCUAUGUUCUUCUCGACGCACCCGUUUUCCGACAACAAACCUCAGCUGAGCCAUAUCCAGCCCGUAUGGAUGAUCUCGACAGCGCAAUUUACUACUCCGCUUGGAAUCAAUGUAUUGCUCUCGCGAUCAAAAGAUUCCCUGUUGAUUUGUACCAUAUUAACGAUUAUCACGGUUCUCUUGCGCCAAUAUAUCUCCUGCCUCAGACGAUUCCGAUUUGUCUUUCCUUGCACAAUGCUGAAUUCCAGGGCUUGUGGCCUAUGCGCACACAGACUGAAAGGGAGGAAGUUUGUUCUGUUUUUAACCUUCAAUUAGAAGUUGCAACCCGCUAUGUCCAGUUCGGGGAAGUAUUCAAUUUGCUUCAUGCUGGUGCAAGCUAUCUGCGUAUUCACCAGCAGGGCUUUGGAGCAGUGGGCGUCUCGAAGAAAUACGGCAAACGCUCGUAUGCACGAUAUCCGAUUUUUUGGGGUUUAAAGAAAGUCGGCACGCUACCAAACCCCGAUCCAUCAGACACUGGUGAAUGGAACGGAGAAUUACCCAACAAAUCUGAUAUUGAUGUCAACCCACAAUUUGAAGCCGAUCGACUAGAGCUGAAAAGGCAAGCUCAGGAAUGGGCAGGUCUUGAUCAAAACCCGAAUGCAGAUUUGCUAGUCUUUGUCGGGCGUUGGUCGAUGCAGAAAGGGAUCGACCUCAUUGCCGAUGUUUUCCCUGCUAUUCUGGAAGCACGCAAGGAUGUUCAGCUAUUAUGCGUCGGGCCAAUUAUCGACCUUUACGGAAAGUUUGCUGCAUUGAAACUCGACAAGUUGAUGAAACUUUAUCCUGGCCGUGUUUUCUCUAGACCUCAGUUUACUGCUCUCCCGCCGUUUAUUUUCAGUGGCGCUGAGUUUGCCUUGAUUCCAUCUAGGGAUGAGCCUUUCGGAUUGGUAGCUGUCGAGUUUGGUCGGAAAGGCGCUCUCGGCAUCGGCGCACGAGUGGGUGGCCUUGGGCAAAUGCCGGGCUGGUGGUAUACCGUUGAAUCUACAACCACUAGUCAUCUACUCAAUCAGUUUAAAUUGGCGAUUGACAGUGCACUGAACUCGAAAUAUGAGACGAGAGCCAUGAUGCGUGCGAGGUCAGCAAAACAGAGGUUUCCUGUUGCGCAGUGGGUGGAAGACCUGGAAAUCCUUCAAAGUACAGCGAUAAGGAUCCAUAACAAAGAAUCAGCCAAAUCAACUGGGCAACCUCAUUAUACCCCUUCUGCAUACAGUUCGUCCGGAAUACUGGGCUCUCCAAUUGGGUUUGGAAGCAUGACCCCCAUGUCUCCAAUGUCGCAGUCUCGUAAUCAGAGUUGCAUCAACACUAACAGGUUGAGCGCUUUUGGGCCACAAGCGAGAAAUACUGUUGUUUACCACCAGGAAGUCUGCCCAGGUGCCGAUAUCGACAAUGAAAAUCAACCGACCGGUCUCAGCAGGAAGCUCUCUCUCGGUGUGCGGUCUGGUCCUGGUCAUACGCGAGCGGCACCUCGCAUGCCACGAAAAUUACGGAAAAUCCUGGCUCCAAUGGACCUUCCGGAGAACGUCCAUGAAAACGAACCGGACCGCCUUGGUGUGGCUGUGACGACCGAUGUUGAUGAUGACAGCGAUGACGACACUGUCGCACAAUAUUUUGGUGAUGAUGAAUACACAUUGACCCGGGAGCAAGCAGAAGCAGGGCGAGGAAACGAUAUGAGUCCAUUUCACCCAGGUUUUAACGAACUAAGAAUUCCGGGAGAAUCGCGCCCGCCUUCGCCCGCCGGUAUGGAAGGCUUCUUGUCGCCCAGUCGUGCUUUGGCUGAUUCUGCGAAUUGUUUCGGCUCUACCUCUGUUCUCUCCUUGGGAUCAGUUGUUGGUGGUAAGAGAGACUUUAAGCUCCAGAAGGUGGAUCCAUUCUUCACCGACAGCAAUGGCGAAUUUUACAGGGCAUUCGAAAAGAAAUUGGAAGAUCUUAAUAGCCAUAACUCAGAAUCUGAUCUAUGCAUCGAAGAUUUCUUGGUGAAAAGUGAAAAGAAAUGGUUCAAUCGAUUCAGAGAUGCUCGUUUAGGCCUCCACCAAGACAAAGCCGGGUCAAUAUUUCGUGUUAAACGUGGAGGCAUUAUCUCCCCCUCUCCUUCUGACUACGGCGAAGAUCUUGACUCUCGCGCCAGUGAUUACGGCAAGGAUGGCGACGAGUUCUUGUUGGGCAGAGAUUACGUACCGCCAACUGGUCUUAAAAAGUGGAUGCAGCUCCGGGUCGGCGACUGGCCUGCUUACUCUUUCUUGCUCGCCUUUGGUCAAAUACUUGCUGCCAACUCCUACCAGAUCACAUUGCUCACUGGUGAAGUUGGCCAGAGUGCCACGAAACUGUAUGCUGUCGCGACCACUUAUCUCAUCACCUCUAUCAUCUGGUGGUUUAUUUUCCGCUGGUUCAAAUCCGUUAUCCCUCUUUCUCUUCCAUUUUUCUUUUACGGCCUUGCGUUCAUGUUUAUUGGGGUCGCUCAUUUUGCUCCGACCGAUGAUGGGGUGGGUUGGAUCCAGAACAUCGGAGCCGCGUUGUACGCAGCGGCAUCAUCCAGCGGUUCUAUUUUUUUCGCGCUCAACUUUGGCGACGAAAGUGGAGCGCCUGUUAAGGAUUGGGUUUUCCGUGCUUGCGUCAUACAAGGCACCCAGCAGAUAUAUGUCGUUGCCCUUUGGUACUGGGGUUCUAAGUUAACAAAAAACAUUGCCCUAGGGAUUAUUGACCCGGAUCCUAUAUCGUCUACAUGGAAGUUGACGGCAAUUGCAAUACCAAUUGGCCUGUUCCUUUGGGGUAUCGGGCUAUUGCUGUUCUUUGGUCUUCCAAAUUACUACCGCCAAAUCCCCGGGAAGGUCCCCUCUUUUUACAAGUCUCUCUUCCGUCGCAAGAUCGUGAUAUGGUUCUUCGUUACUGUUGUCGUUCAGAAUUUUUUUCUCAGCUCACCUUACGGUCGAAACUGGUCCUUCUUAUGGAGUUCCAGGCAUGCUAAGCCAUGGCAUAUUGUAUUACUUGUUUUCCUAUUUUUUGUCCUAGUGUGGGCUGGAAUGCUUGCAAUCCUGGCCUACCUAUCUAAAGAUCACAGUUGGAUAUUACCCCUAUUUGCAAUCGGACUUGGAGCUCCUCGAUGGGCACAGAUGUGGUGGGGCACCAGUGGAAUCGGCCAACACGUUCCCUGGGCAGGCGGCUAUUUGCCAGGAGCGUUGAUAUCAAGAAGUCUAUGGCUUUGGCUAGGAGUUCUCGACUCCAUGCAAGGUGUCGGAUUCGGCAUGAUUCUGUUGCAAACACUUACCCGAUUCCACAUCUGCUUCACUCUCCUUGCAGCACAAUUUCUAGGAUCCAUCGCAACUAUGUGCGCUCGCGCAUUUUCGCCGAACAAAAUUGGUCCUGGUGAUGUUCACCCUGAUAUAUCUGGGGGAAUCGACACUAUUUGGAACGCUUGGUUUUGGAUUUGUCUAUUUUGCCAAUUGGCUUUGUGUGGUGGAUUUUACUUGUUCUUCCGAACAGAACAGCUCAAUAAACCUUAGCUAAUACCAUCUCAACCGAUUUCGCUUUCUUCUUUCGCUUGAAAGUUUUCCGUUAUUUCUUAACCGACAUGCGUUUAGGCAUCUAAAUCGACUGGUUAUGGGGGCAAAUCUAUAACAGACGUAGAGCUUAUACUAUUUUAUUUUCAAUGAGUGUUGAAUGUUUUCGGGCAUUUUUGUAUUUCCCAUGGCGUAUGGAGCACGUUUGAUAUAUGGUUGGCAGUUGUAUAUUUUUGAUAUGCGGAACUUGUUGACCUGAUUUAAUGAUCGACAUGGUUAGCUAAUUAUGUCAUAAGUUCAUGAUUGUCAAUUGUGUUUAAGAAGGGGUUAGCUAUCUAUAUCUCAUUCCUUGAUUUUUUUCCGUGUAUCACAACGUUAAUUUCGAGAAAACUACAGGACAAUAGCCAACGAAAAGAUUGUUUCUGAGUG
Histoplasma capsulatum G186AR is the source of this 7692-nucleotide messenger RNA. Its product is annotated as alpha-1,3-glucan synthase. Gene Ontology annotation, molecular function: alpha-1,3-glucan synthase activity. The record is from RefSeq and is a predicted model, not a curated record. Gene Ontology annotation, biological process: fungal-type cell wall (1->3)-alpha-glucan biosynthetic process. The transcript is spliced from 8 exons. The coding region runs from base 1 to 7266 and encodes 2421 amino acids. Lineage: Eukaryota; Fungi; Ascomycota; Eurotiomycetes; Onygenales; Ajellomycetaceae. Gene Ontology annotation, cellular component: fungal-type cell wall.